AUGUCUCACUCGUGGCUUCAGAGAAAGCGCAAAGCUGACUUGAUUGACCUUGCGCAGAAGGCUAGACUUCCCGAUGCCGACGGCCUUCUGAAGGAUGAUCUCGUGCAGAUUCUUGGGAGCCAUCUCAACUCCAACGAGUCGACCUUUGCCAAACUUCCCGAAUUUCGCGACUACUAUGGCCGAAAUGGUUCGCCAGUCAAGCGCGAACUGUCUUCGCCGUCAGAACCCUUCACAGCUACCAAGACGACGCGUCGCCGAACGCUGAACAAGGACCCUUCUCCAGAGUCUACCCCCAUCACUACGUCUACACCCAUCAUUACACCAGAAAUUCGCAGCGUUGUCGCGCGUACACCAAAGCCCAGAGCCGUCCCUCGUCGUGUUUCCGAGGUACUCUCUGAAGUCGAACCGAAGGCGAAAGCCGUAUCUCGUCGCGUUUCUGAAGUGUUCAAUGAAGUGGACAUCCCAGCAUCGCCUGCACAACUCGCUGAAAUCGCAGAUCAGUCCUUCCAAGAAAUUCAAACCAAGGCUGUUGAGCUAUGGGACAGGACUCGAAUCGAUGAGCUCAAGGAAUUCGUUCGCGAAAACGCAAGCUCGGUUGCUACAAUCCAGACCAUUAUCCUGCUCGUGGAGGCUGUAGGACUGCAAUGGAACACACUUGACACGACUCCAUUGUUCGCGACACCCACCGCCUUCAGCUCGUACUCGAAUAGUCAAGACGUCCGGGGACCAAACUUCUGGGUACUUCUCUCGGCUGAUUGGUGGUCACCAGCUACUCUCUGGUCGCUCACUAGCUGGGUGCUACCGCUCAUGUUCUCAUACUUCUUCAACCUGACUCUUCGCACAAACACCUCGCGCAAGUCUUCGGACCGCCAAUACCCCGCUGAUCCGCUUAUCUUCAACAUUGCACGGGCAAUAUUGUCAUACAGUGCCUACCGAGAGACUGUCAACUUGGCCCUCGCGCCAAGUGCCUGGGGUCCCUUCUCUGAAUAUGCCGUUGCGCGUGUGGGAAACAACGUACCCGGAGGAUACUAUGGUCUACAAAUCGGCUCGCUAGUUGGUAUACUUGUCAGUCUCUACGAUGCGGCACUAAAGAAGUAG
Molecule: messenger RNA, 1098 nt
Organism: Alternaria atra
Lineage: Eukaryota; Fungi; Ascomycota; Dothideomycetes; Pleosporales; Pleosporaceae
Exons: 3
Coding region: 1-1098 (365 amino acids)
Cellular component (GO): membrane
Source: RefSeq, a predicted model, not a curated record